Molecule: messenger RNA, 1170 nt
Organism: Grammomys surdaster
Lineage: Eukaryota; Metazoa; Chordata; Mammalia; Rodentia; Muridae
Gene: Klrg2
Product: killer cell lectin like receptor G2
Exons: 5
Coding region: 1-1170 (389 amino acids)
Source: RefSeq, a predicted model, not a curated record
AUGGAGCCGCCGCAGGUUCCCGCGGAGGCCCCACAACCUAGGGCUUCCGAAGGCAGCCCGAGGCCGGAGCGGACCGGGCGGGAGGCGGCGGACGCGCAGCCCCAGCAGCUCCCAGAGAAGUCUCAGCCUCCCUCCCUGUCCGGGUCCCCGCGCGUGCCGCCGCUCAGCCUGGGCUACGGCGCCUUCCGCCGCCUGGGCUCGUGCAGCCGCGAGCUGCCGUCGCCGAGCCCCUCGUGGGCCGAGCAGUCCCGGGAUGGCGAGGCGGAGCCGGAGCCCUGGACGGCGUCCGGAGAGCCCGCGACCGGAUCCUGGGCGCCCGUGGAGCUGCAAGUGGACGUGCGCGUGAAGCCCGUGGGCGCGGCUGGGGCUAGUCGCGCGCCCUCGCCUGCGCCGUCCACGCGCUUCCUCACCGUGCCAGUGCCGGAAUCGCCCGCCUUCGCCCGCCGCUCCGCUCCCCCGCUCCAGUGGCUGCCCCGCGCCCCGUCGCCAGGCUCCACGUGGAGCCGUGGAUCGCCGCUUGCCGCGUCCGCGACCGAGCCUGUCGGCCCCGCUGAGGGCUGCACGGUUCCCCCGGGCUCGACCGCCUGCCGCUGCCGCUGCCACUGCCGCGAGCCCGGGCUGACCAAAGAAGACGACGCGCUGCUGCAGCGCGCAGGCAUGGAUGGCAAGAAACUGCCGCGGGCCAUCACGCUCAUAGGGCUGCCCCAGUACAUGAAGUCUCUGCGCUGGGCUCUGGUGGUCAUGGCUGUGUUACUGGCUGUCUGCACUGUAGCCAUUGUGGCCCUGGCCUCUAGAGGCGGAGCCAAGUGCCAGCCAUGCCCUCAGGGCUGGAUGUGGUCUCAGGAACACUGUUACUACCUCUCUGAAGAAGUCCAAGACUGGGAGGGCAGCCAGGCAUUCUGCUCAGCCCACCAUGCCACACUGCCUCUGCUGAGCCACACCCAGGACUUCUUAAGAAAAUACCAGGUCACCAAAGGCUCUUGGGUGGGGGCCCGACGAGGCCCUGAAGGCUGGCACUGGACUGAUGGGGUCCCUUUGUCAUCCCAACUGUCCCCGGAAGACAAUGAGGACCAUCCAGACUUCAGCUGUGGGGGUCUGGAAGAAGGCAGGCUCGUGGCUCUUGACUGCAGCUCCCCCAGACCCUGGGUCUGUGCCAGAGGAACCAAAUGA